Vigna angularis (adzuki bean) is the source of this 1370-nucleotide messenger RNA. RefSeq lists its product as uncharacterized. Lineage: Eukaryota; Viridiplantae; Streptophyta; Magnoliopsida; Fabales; Fabaceae. The record is from RefSeq and is a predicted model, not a curated record. Gene Ontology annotation, molecular function: Hsp90 protein binding. Bases 131 to 1174 code for a protein of 347 amino acids. The transcript has 9 exons.
UAUGAAAUAAAAGCAUCUAAAACCAAAGAAAACGGUUUUGGAAGGAACAAACAUCUUCGUGGUAAACCCUACAGACAUCCUUUAGGAACCGGAAUCACAGAUUUUAAGGUUAAGAGGAAAAAGAUCAUCAAUGGCAGAAACCAAAGAAGGUUCAGGUUCGGAGAUGUCUCUGAAGGAUCAGGGCAACGAGUUUUUCAAGUCAGGAAAGUAUCUCAAAGCUGCUGCACUCUACACUCAAGCCAUCAAGCAAGACCCUUCUAACCCUACUCUCUAUAGUAAUCGUGCUGCAGCAUUGCUGCAAUUGGAUAAGCUUAAUAAAGCUCUAGAUGAUGCAGAGAUAACAAUCAAAUUAAAACCCCAAUGGGAGAAGGGAUAUUUCAGGAAGGGAAGCAUAUUGGAAGCCAUGAAACGAUACGACGAUGCUUUAGCUGCCUUUCAGAUAGCAUUGCAGUAUAACUCGCAAAGUCAAGAAGUAUUAAGAAAGAUAAAGAGGUUGAACCAACUGGUGAAAGAUAGCAAGCGAGCCCAAGAAGUGGAGAAUAUGAGAUCCAAUGUUGACGUGGCCAAACAUUUAGAUACAUUGAAAUCUGAAAUGGCUGGAAAGUAUGGAUCGGAAUACGGGAAAGAUUUGUUCUCAUUCCUUGUUGAGACUAUAGAGACUGCUGUAAAAUCAUGGCAUGAAACAUCUUCAGUGGAUGCUAGAGUUUACUUUCUUCUGGAUAAGGAAAAGACACAGACCGAUAAGUAUGCCCCAGUUGUGAAUAUUGAUAAGGCCUUUGAAUCACCACAUACGCACAGCAACUGCUUUUCAUUUCUUAGGCAGUACGCAGAGGAAUCUUUCUCCAAAGCAGCCUGCUUGGUAACUCCCAAAAGCAUUAUUGCUUACCCACAGGUUAAUACAAAAUUAGAGGUUCAUGGUGGGAUUCUGACUACAUCGACCUUUUUGAAUAUGUCUGGAAGGGCCAAGGAUCAAGAAAGUGGAAACAUGCACACAGUGACGGUUUCUUUGUGCAGUUUGAGUCACCCUCCCUGCGAAAGCUCUUUUUCAUACCUAGUUCAAAUGAAAAGGGACAGACAUUGUGCAGGGAUCCAGAGGUUUUGGACAUUGGUGUUCAUGAAGUUCUUCCCCGGUUAUUCAAAUAAAAGAUGCCCCGAUCUUAGUGUACUUCACUAGUACUUGGUGUAUAUUUAUUUCGUAAGGUAGAAAUGACAGGCUCACUUGAAGAUUUGCUUGUUCAACAAAUACAGAUGGAAUUUGGUGAUGUUUUGUUUGUGUUCUUGGGAUGUGGCAAUUGCUGGCAAGCUUGUGUGCUUCAUAAUUUUGUUAGAUCCAUAUAUAAUUUAUUAAUUAUUUGAAGUUAUCCAAGCCA